This is a messenger RNA of Mesoplodon densirostris (Blainville's beaked whale), 2275 nucleotides long. RefSeq names its product tetratricopeptide repeat domain 39B (gene TTC39B). Bases 216 to 2153 code for a protein of 645 amino acids. The transcript has 21 exons. The record is from RefSeq and is a predicted model, not a curated record. Gene Ontology annotation, molecular function: protein binding. NCBI's taxonomy places the organism in Eukaryota, Metazoa, Chordata, Mammalia, Artiodactyla, Ziphiidae. Gene Ontology annotation, biological process: negative regulation of cholesterol storage; regulation of cholesterol efflux; regulation of cholesterol metabolic process.
GCCGGCUCGGGAAAUGGAUGCUCGUCUGGUGUGCGGGCGCCGUGGGCGGGGAAAGCACACCCUCAGCUGCGCGCUGGCCCCGCCCGGGACCCGGCGGGAGCGCGGGGCCAUCCUCUUCCUCCUUUGCUGGCGCUGGGCUGAGCCCGGAGCCGAGAAACUGAGUUGGCUCUGAGCUCCCUGUUUGGUUUCUGGGCGGCGGCAGCCGGAGGAGGAACAUGGCGCUCGUAGGCAACGGAGCAGAGUUGGAAGCGGACGAGGACAUCUUUGAAGAUGCCUUGGAAACCCUCUCUAUGCCUUCUCGUGUAGAUAUGGCAACAAGCAGCCAACACUUCUCAUCAUUUGAUACAAAACAGGCAUCUGGACAGCACCGAACAUCUAAUGUGAAAAGGUCACUGUCAACCAAGGUGGAUCUCAGGAGUGGCCUGGAAGAAUGUGCAAUGGCACUGAACUUAUUUCUAAGUAACAAAUUUACAGAUGCCUUAGAAUUGCUUCGACCAUGGGCUAAGGAGAGCAUGUACCAUGCCUUGGGCUACAGUACCAUUGUGGUGCUACAGGCCGUCAUGACCUUCGAGCAACAGGACAUCCAAAAUGGCAUUUCUGCCAUGAAGGACGCCUUACAAACCUGCCAAAAAUACAGGAAAAAAUGCACAGUCGUAGAAUCUUUCUCAAGUCUUCUUUCUAGAGGAUCAUUGGAACAGCUGACUGAAGAGGAAAUGCAUGCCGAAAUCUGUUAUGCCGAGUGCCUCCUACAGAAAGCAGCCCUCACGUUUGUGCAGGAUGAAAAUAUGAUCAACUUCAUCAAAGGUGGACUCAAAAUUAGAACAAGUUACCAAAUAUAUAAAGAAUGUCUUUCUAUCCUGCAUGUAAUUCAGAAGAACAAAGUUGAGCAGCAGUUAUUCUAUGAGUUUGAAGGUGGCGUCAAGCUUGGAAUAGGGGCCUUUAAUUUGAUGCUGUCCCUUUUACCAGCACGGAUUAUCAGACUACUAGAAUUUAUAGGAUUUUCUGGAAAUAGGGAGUUGGGCAUCCUGCAGUUACGGGAAGGUGCCUUAGGAAGAAGCAUGAGGUCUCCACUAUGCUGCUUAACUAUACUAGCUUUUCAUACUUAUAUCUCCCUGAUACUUGGUACAGGAGAAGUGAAUGUUGUGGAAGCAGAGAGUCUCCUUGAACCCUACCUCCAGCAGUUUCCAAAUGGCUCCCUCAUGUUGUUUUAUCAUGGCCGGAUAGAGCUGCUGAAAGGAAAUGUGGAAGAGGCACAAGAGAUAUUUCGAAAAUGCAUUUCAGUUCAAGAAGAAUGGAAACAGUUUCACCAUCUCUGUUAUUGGGAGCUGAUGUGGAUUUUUGUAUUCCAACAAAACUGGAGGGAGGCGUAUUACUAUUCAGAUCUGCUUUGCAAAGAGAGUAAAUGGUCCAAGGCAACAUAUGUGUUCUUAAAAGCUGCAAUUUUGAGCAUGCUUCCAGAGGAAGAUGUAGCAGCAACUAAAGAGGAUGUGGUAACUUUAUUUAGACAGGUGGAUGGCUUGAAGCAGAGAAUUGCUGGGAAAUCGAUCCCUACCGAGAAGUUUGCUGUGAGGAAGGCUCGACGUUACUCUCCCUCGUUGCCUGCACCCGUGAAGCUCGUCUUGCCUGCCCUGGAAAUGAUGUAUGUUUGGAAUGGUUUUCCACUAGUGAGCAAAAGAAAAGAUUUUUCUGAAAGUCUGUUGGUAACUGUUGAAAAGGCUGAGGCAGAUCUACAAAGUGAAAGGAAACCAGUGGAUGAGAAGGCUCAAGAAACUGGGACCAAAAGGAGGAACUCAAAGUUUGUACUAUUUAACAAAGAACCAAAACAACACUCCAGUGACUACUCUGUAGAUGAUGAAUGCUUAGUGAAGUUGCUGAAAGGAUGCUGCCUGAAGAACUUACAGCGGCCUUUGCAAGCAGAAUUGUGUUUCAAUCACAUUGUCCAAAGUGAAAAGCUACUGAAGUAUGACCACUACCUAGUGCCAUUUACUCUGUUUGAGUUGGCAUUUUUGUAUAAAAACCAAGGGGAAAUUGACAAGGCCAUAAAGGUCCUAGAAACUGCAAGAAAUAACUACAAAGAUUACUCACUGGAGUCCAGACUACACUUCAGAAUUCAGGCAGCUCUUCACCUCUGGAAAAAAUCUUCCUCAGAUUGAUCAGAACAUGAAGGAUGGAAUUUUCUCUCAAUUAGUACUGGCAUCUGCUGUAGAUUAGACCUUGUAUUAAAGUGGAAAAAUGAUCUUGUGAAUGUGAGACAAAAAACUAAUUUUACUGUCAA